UCCACUUCCACCUCCGCGUGCGCGCUCGCUACUCAUUCAUCGGCCGAUUAAUUCGACACGCUCUCACACCAACGACCAAGGUCGCCAUUGUCUUUGCCAAGAAAACCCCGGAAUCUACUUCUGUGCAACGCAUACCUGCCCACCAUGUCCGACCCGUUACUCUUCGAGGACACCUUCACCAUCACGGCGAUCAACCAGCAGAAAUAUGACCGCGUGUCGCGCCUGACCUGCACCUCCUCGGACAACUUCACCACCUUCACGUUGGAUGUCAACACCGAGCUGUACCCCUGCGUCGUGGGCGAGUCCCUCAACAUGGCGCUGGCGUCGACGCUGUCGCUGGAUGGCAAGGACGACUCCGGGGCCAAGGCGGGCUGGAAGGAGGUCGGCAUGGGCGAGCAGACGCUGGCCAACGACUACGAUUACGUCUGCCAUGGCAAGGUCUACCGGUUCGAGGAGGGCUCGACUUCGGGAAACAUGGCUGUCUUUAUCUCCUUUGGCGGAUUGUUGCUCUACCUCGAGGGUCCCUACAAGAAGCUGGCUCCCUUGCGGAUCGACUAUGUCUACCUUCUUCUUAAGAAAUAAGGAACGCGAAGGACGAGCAUCUCUUUGACGUUUGUUGUGUGAUUCCCUAGGCUAUUCUGGGUUGUAGAAGCGCUCUAAGUCCGACUAGUAUCUGGGGAACGGGGGUCCGAAACGGAAGAAAAAAAAAAAAGUCUGAUUGCAUUUGAUUGGGGUCCUUCGAUUGCAGCGCCGGCGUUCGAUUGGUGAAAUUCGGGUAUAUUAAAUAGAACCACUAAAUAUCU
This is a messenger RNA of Aspergillus japonicus CBS 114.51, 803 nucleotides long. RefSeq names its product DNA-directed RNA polymerase core subunit RPB8. NCBI's taxonomy places the organism in Eukaryota, Fungi, Ascomycota, Eurotiomycetes, Eurotiales, Aspergillaceae. The transcript is spliced from 2 exons. Gene Ontology annotation, cellular component: RNA polymerase III complex; RNA polymerase II, core complex; RNA polymerase I complex. The record is from RefSeq and is a predicted model, not a curated record. Bases 145 to 582 code for a protein of 145 amino acids. Gene Ontology annotation, biological process: DNA-templated transcription. Gene Ontology annotation, molecular function: DNA-directed RNA polymerase activity.